Molecule: messenger RNA, 1005 nt
Organism: Morchella sextelata
Lineage: Eukaryota; Fungi; Ascomycota; Pezizomycetes; Pezizales; Morchellaceae
Exons: 6
Coding region: 1-1005 (334 amino acids)
Source: RefSeq, a predicted model, not a curated record
AUGCUACCCCUACGCGACGGGAUGUUUCUUGAGACCGUUGUUCAGAAUUAUGCGAAGAGUAUUCAAUACCUCGAUCCAGCGCAGUGGGGUAUCAUCGAUGAGUCAGACAAGGAGUUGAUGAGCAUCCUUGCAGCCAACGGUUUCUGGGACCUUGUAAAUGGUCAUCUGGAAUCUGCGAGCGGCGGCGGCGGCGGCGGGUACGGACUGGAGGAACCAUCAGUGCCCGACUUCCUGUUGUCGUACAUGAAGUUAUUCGACCAGGUUACUGACGUCCUCUCCUGCAUGACGUUGAGUUGCACGUCGGAGAUUUCUCCCUCUUCACAAGAACAGCCUACACAUUCUGAAUUCAUGAAAACCUGGGUUGACCGUUGUUACGAUCAGAUGGUUUCUCUUCUCACAGAGUCCCACGACUUACUCCAUCAACCACUGCGCGUGGGUGUGUGGGCAGGUAUUUAUUUCAACAUACUUGAUAGACUUUUCAUCAAUCUACCUGAAAUCAUGAUACAAAGGUAUGAUUUUAAGCUUAAUGCGUUGGAAAAUGAGUCGCAGCCUGUUAUUACUACUCGGAACCGAUUUGAGGGCAUAAUUCGGACGCGGGAUCUAUAUAGCACCCCGCGCAUCCUUGAGUUUGGCGUUAUCGAGGUCACCCAGCAACACCCCGGUGACGCCUCAUCCCAGUGGAAGAGCGGUGAAUCAAGGCUUUACGCCGCCUGUCGGUCAAUCCUAAACGAUCUCAAGAAUGUGGUUAAUCAUGAUCCUGCCACGUUGAAGCAAUUGGCCGCUGUGGGGGUUCUACAAGCCGGCCCUGAUUCAAUGGUUCUUGUUAUGCGCUGCGUCGGCGACAACCUUUUCUUUGCUAGGCCGGGGGAAAAGUGCAAAAUGCCCCUUCAUAUUGACGACCUUUCUGAAUUUCGUAAGGUUUUGAGUGCGGUCUGGCUUGCCCGAGUCUCUGUGCAAAAUACUUAUGCCGCAGUUUCAAACUAUCUGACAAACCAGGCAACCUGA